AUGUCAUUCCCUCCACCUCCCGUCAACACCAUCAAUUGGGACGAUAUCGGCUUCAAAGUCCGUGAAGUCAACGGCCACAUAGAAUCCCAUUACAGCACCAAAACUGGACAAUGGACGACCCCCAAAUUCGUCACCGACCCCUACCUCCGCCUCCACGGCAUGUCCCCCGCCCUCAACUACGGCCAGCAAGCCUACGAAGGCAUGAAAGCAUUCCGAACCCCCUCCAACGAAAUUACCAUAUUCCGUCCCAACCGCAACGCAUCCCGUCUCCAGCACUCCGCAUCGUUCAUAUCCAUCCCACCUGUGCCCGAGAACAUAUUCCUGGAAGCUGUACACGCGGCUGUGUCUCUGAACGCCGAGUUCGUACCGCCGCAUGAGACGGGCGCAGCUAUGUAUAUCCGUCCCUUGAUCUUUGGAUCUUGCGCGCAAUUGGGCUUGAAUCCGCCAGAGGAGUACAUGUUCUGCGUGUACGUGCUCCCCGUGGGCGUCUACCAUGGCGUGCACCCCGUCAAAGCGCUCAUCCUCGAGGAAUUCGACCGAUCAGCCCCAGACGGAACAGGCAGUGCGAAAGUAGGAGGGAAUUACGCACCAGUGUUGAGGUGGAGCGAGAAGGCUAGGAAUGAGGGCUAUGGUAUUACGUUGCAUUUGGAUAGUAAGACGAGGACGGAGAUUGAUGAAUUCUCAACGAGUGGGUUCAUUGGGGUCAAGACACAAGGGGGAGAGACGACGUUGGUAGUGCCGGAUAGCAAGUGUGUUAUUGAUAGUGUCACCAGUGACAGCUGUCAAGACAUUGCAAAAAGUAAAGGAUGGAAAGUUGAGAAGAGAUCUAUCAAAUACGAAGAACUCCCUGAAUUUAGCGAGGUCUUAGCAGCCGGCACAGCCGCAGCGCUUGUUCCCAUCAAGUCUAUUACGCGCACUUCCCGCAACGAGACGACCUCUUACAUCAAGGCCGACUCAGAAGAGCCCGGUCCAGUAUGUGUGGAGCUGCUGAGAGUGUUGAAAGGUAUUCAGCAGGGCAAGAUCGAGGAUACAUUUGGAUGGACCAGCCCAGUUAGCCAGGUGGAUGCUACAAAGUACUCUGCUGGCGAGCAGACAAAUGGUGUAAAUGGUGACAAUGUUGAUAAGUUGCCGUAA
Lachnellula hyalina is the source of this 1134-nucleotide messenger RNA. It is a transcript of the gene apf4, whose product is annotated as Aminotransferase. The record is from RefSeq and is a predicted model, not a curated record. Gene Ontology annotation, biological process: branched-chain amino acid metabolic process. The transcript has 3 exons. Lineage: Eukaryota; Fungi; Ascomycota; Leotiomycetes; Helotiales; Lachnaceae. Bases 1 to 1134 code for a protein of 377 amino acids. Gene Ontology annotation, molecular function: branched-chain-amino-acid:2-oxoglutarate transaminase activity.